AUUCGAUUGAUCGAUUGUGUGAAUUCUUGAAUUGUCAAGCAAAAAAAAGAAAGAAAUCUUUUAUUCAAUUUUAUAUUAUUAAAUUUAAUUAAAUGUUUUAUUCUACUUUUGUGUCAAUUUGCUUCUGAUUAUCACCAUUUUAUCUGUUACUAUCCACUGCAAUCCACAAUUGUUAUUUAAUCAUUUAUCCUAGUUUUGUUGGUGUAUUUUCAUUAUUAUCAUUUUUACAAUCAUGUAGCUUCUUUUUGUUUUGACUUGUAAGCCUCAAGAUUUAGCUGUUUAAUUUAUUUACCGUUUCUUCUUUCAUUCAUCUGAGAGAAUUAAAAUUAUGACAAGUCCUAGAGCUUCCUCGAGGUCGCCAAUUUUAUCUGCUGGUAAACUGGGAUCAACUGCAAACAUAUCAUCAACUUAUCCUCUUCCACCGGCUAACCUAAUCGAGCUAUAUUCAGAAGAAAAUGUUGCUAAAGGACGCAAUCCAGAUCCACCCAAACCUAUCGUUGAUGGUAGUUACAAUAUGUUUGGUGUUCUAAUUAACAAUGAUGAUGCUAUCAUCAGACCUCUCGAGACCCGUGGAAUCAAACGUCUUUAUCCAAGAGAAUAUGACCACAAAAGGGAAUUAAAGAAGAUGAAUUCUUCCAUCCUUGUGAAUUUCCUCGAUCUUCUAGAUGUAAUCAUAAAGUGUCCAGAUACUAAUAAGCGAGAAGAAAAAUGCUCUGAUAUUGCCAUGUUAUUUCUUCAAAUGCAUCAUCUUAUCAAUGAAUUGAGGCCCUACCAAGCAAGAGAAACAUUGAGAGUUACUCUUCAGCACCAGAGGAGACAACGUAUUGAGAUAAUUAAUCGACUUAACAGACAGAUCGACAAAGUUGUUGAGAUGAUAGUCAACUCCACCUCAAAUAUUCCUGACCUGCCCGAUUUAAAAGCUGCUCUCGGACAGUUGCUUUAUUUCAAUAAAUCAGCUAACCAGAAUGGAAAAGAUACUAGUAAAGAAGCUAAUGUGAAAGACUUAUCGGACCCAAGUACCAAUCAAAUAGAUGAAUUUGACUCAUUGAUGUGUGAUAUCGUCGAUCAAAUUCCACAAGUAUAAGAUGAAUUGAUCAUGCAAAAUUAUUUGUAAUGUAUUUAAAAGAAAUAAUGAAAGUGAAUGACGAGAUCAAAUAAAUAAAAGAGAUAUUUCUUGCAUGAAAAACAGA
Messenger RNA from Tetranychus urticae (two-spotted spider mite), 1190 nucleotides. Its product is annotated as mediator of RNA polymerase II transcription subunit 7. NCBI's taxonomy places the organism in Eukaryota, Metazoa, Arthropoda, Arachnida, Trombidiformes, Tetranychidae. Gene Ontology annotation, molecular function: transcription coregulator activity. Gene Ontology annotation, biological process: regulation of transcription by RNA polymerase II. The record is from RefSeq and is a predicted model, not a curated record. Gene Ontology annotation, cellular component: mediator complex; core mediator complex.